UCUAAAGAACACGCACACAUAUAACGAGAAAAAGGUAUCCAAGAGCCCGAAGAGGUACACCUUAAGAUCCCUGCAGCACCGUAUGCGUGCCCAAAAACUGAACUGCACGUCCGUCCCACCGUUCGACUACAGUAGCAUCACCCCCUCCCUGUCCCAUUCUAUACCAAAACGGAAGAUUGCCGACUACAGCAUACUGCUGUCUGAAGUGCCGUCUGUACAAAAACACCAUGGCCUGGUCGGUCUCCGCGUGGAAGGACCCCACGGCGCCCUCGUGGAAGUUAAUAGCGAGACGGACUUCGUGGCGAGAAACGCCAAGUUCCAGGAGUUCGUACAGAAGUCCCUGGAUGUUGUUCUCGAGAAGGCCAAGGCGGCGGCCGGGGGGGCGGAGGUCCCGGCUUCGCGAGAGCUUGACGUGAGGGAGCUUCUUCGGGAGGACCAUCCAGGAUCGGGGGAGUUGCUGGCGGACACGCUGGCGCAGUUGGUUGGAGCCAUCCGAGAAAACAUCACCAUCAGUAGAGCACACGUGGUGUCCUUAGGUGGCGACGGGAAGGGUGUGGUGGCCGGCUAUGUACACGGGGCAACGGGACUACCCGGAAUGGGCAAGAACGCCGCGCUCGUGGCUCUCAAGCUCGGCGACGACACCGCUACGACUGAGACCCUCGACGCGAGCGCCAAGUCUCUGGCCAUGCAUGUGGUCGCGGCGAGGCCGGCGUUCUUGGACGAGGCCUCCGCGCCGGAAUCAGCGCUGGAGGAGGAGAAGAAGCUUCUUCUCGAGCAGGCCGAGGAGAGUGGGAAGGACCCCAAGGUUCUGGGCAAGAUGGUCGAGGGCAGGUAG
Messenger RNA from Ectocarpus sp. CCAP 1310/34, 835 nucleotides. Lineage: Eukaryota; Phaeophyceae; Ectocarpales; Ectocarpaceae. The record is from the annotation of a GenBank genome assembly.